AUGUUUCUGAACCAGAGUCUGAUGCCAAAGAUUCUUAUUCCAGCUUGUUCAGCCAGAAACUUUGCAUUCGGCAUAGAUUGGGCCGCCAAUUGUGCUGUGAAAUUCUGUAGAGCCAAGGGUGAAUCCUGCUAUGGCAGGCCAAAGGCUCGAAUGAUAACUGGUAACCUGAUCGGAUACGAUCCGGCGCACGUGGUGAACAUGGAUUACUGGCUGCUCAUUUGGGAGUAUUUCCUUUACCAACAUCCUUUUAAAUCAGCUUCCACUGCCUUAUAUCCAAACAGUUGGCUUGGGCAACACUGGCUGGAUCACAUUCCAGGCCCGCCAUUCAUAAGACCGGUUCUGUGGUGGCUCUAUCGCCCGGGACGUGAAGCUUCUUUCAACUGGCCACCCUACAAGUUCUUCUUUAUCUUAUGGACCUCAGUUGGCUCCUUGAGCCUGAUCGUAAUCACCGCUACACAACCAUUAGGCAUUAAAUUAGAAAUUCCUAGCGUUUUAGAAAGAGAAUCAGAGAAUCCUGAUACACCUAUAUCUCUAAUUAAAUUUUCGCUCCAGACCCUCCUUCACUCGCAAUUGCCGCUGCCCUCUUCACCAGCUUAUUAG
Molecule: messenger RNA, 600 nt
Organism: Lindgomyces ingoldianus
Lineage: Eukaryota; Fungi; Ascomycota; Dothideomycetes; Pleosporales; Lindgomycetaceae
Exons: 7
Coding region: 1-600 (199 amino acids)
Source: RefSeq, a predicted model, not a curated record